AUGUAUAUUCUUGCAUCUCUUGCUGCAGCCCUCAUUGCCUCCAAGGGUGCUUUGGCUGUGGGAAGUCUGUUUGGAUACGCUAAAGGGACCACUGGCAGAGCUGCUGCCACUCAAGCCACUCCAACUUCAACUGCUCAGUUGAAGAGCUGGCUCAAGGAUAAUGUAGCGCACAACAUUCUGCUCAACAGGACUUAUGAUUUUACAGAUACCAAGAGCUCAGUUACGGAAACUGGGUGCAAACCUUGGACCUGUUCUCCCAACCCGCAACUUGCAAUUAACCCACACAACUGGUGCCUGGAGGAUGCUGCUAAGGUCACAGUCACUUACAAAAAGGCUGGGACUAACAGUAUUCUUGUGGGUUCCAAUAAGACCAUCCUUGGCAAGGGAACUUCAGGAUGGAUCAAGGGCAAAGGUCUAAGGUUGAUUGGAAGUACCAAUAUCAUCAUUCAGAACGUCCGUAUCUCUGAUAUCAACCCACAAUAUGUGUGGGGAGGAGAUGCCAUUAGCCUUGAGGGCGCCAGUAAAGUUUGGAUUGAUCACAACUACAUUAAAAGCAUUGGACGGCAGUUCCUUAUUAGCCACUUUGACCCCAACAUUCAAGUCACAAUCUCGAACAACUACUUUGACGGGCAAAGCACAUGGUCCACUAGAUGUAAUGAGCACCAUUACUGGUCGUUCUACUUUGUUGGUAAGGCAGACGAAAUCACCUUUGCCAGGAACUACAUUUAUCACACUGCUGGACGUGGUCCUAAGGUUGGAGGCAUAUCUGGCAAUACUCAAAGCAUUCACGUCUACAACAACUACUGGAACGACGUGACCGGCAACGCUCUCGAGCCUAACAACGGAUCUCGCGUACUGAUGGAAGGCAAUGUAUUCAAUAAGGUCAAGGCCCCCUCCUCUGGCGGCUCGGCUGGAACGGUGUUCGCACCUACCUCUUCCAGUAUGAACGCGCAAUGCUCGAGUGUGCUUAGCCGAAGCUGUGUUUCAAACAUUCUGACUGGGGGCUCGGGAAGCCUAUCGAACACUGGGAAUACAGCUGCUAUUAGGCCAUUCACUGCCUCCACUGUCAAGAGUGCUUCGGUCAUGGACCCUUCCUCGGUUGUUUCUUAUGUCUUGGCGAAUGCCGGACUUGGUAAGGUUAACUAG
This is a messenger RNA of Rhizoctonia solani, 1146 nucleotides long. RefSeq names its product pectate lyase. Lineage: Eukaryota; Fungi; Basidiomycota; Agaricomycetes; Cantharellales; Ceratobasidiaceae. The record is from RefSeq and is a predicted model, not a curated record. Gene Ontology annotation, molecular function: pectate lyase activity. The transcript has 18 exons. The coding region runs from base 1 to 1146 and encodes 381 amino acids.